AUGAUAAUGAAAAUAUUACAUUCUAAAAGUGAAUCCCUAGAUAAACAAAAUCAAAGAAUACAUCUUCCAGGUUUUCUUCGCAAUAGACAUCGUAACCAAGACAAGACUGUGGAUAAUAAUAAUAAUAAUGACAAUGAUACAGAUAUAGCAUCAGAUACCAUUAGAAACGAAAUUUAUUCGUUACAUUCAUCUAAUCUGAAUACAAGUGAUAGUAAAGAACAAAAUCAAGUACAAAAUUUUGAAGAUCAUACAAAUGAUUCCUACAUUCAUAAAUUGGAGACCCCUUUACCACUCCGAUCCACAGUCAUGUCGUCCCUUGUGGGUAUUUUUGUGGCUGUGGGUGGUUUCAUGUAUGGUUAUGAUACUGGUUUAAUUAAUUCUUUGACAGAUAUGAAAUUCGUCAAAUCAAACCUGGCUCCAAAUCACGAAAAAUUCACUGUGAAAGAAACUGCUAUCUUGGUAUCAUUUUUGUCAUUGGGUACAUUCUUUGGUGCUUUAAUAGCUCCGUGGAUCUCGGAUAAAUAUGGAAGAAGGCCCACGAUUAUAUUCAGUACAUCUAUUAUUUUCUCCCUCGGUAAUUCUUUACAAGUAGGAGCUAGUCAUUUACCUUUAUUAGUAGCUGGAAGAGUCAUUUCAGGUUUUAGUAUUGGUAUUACAUCCGCUGUCGUACCAUUAUAUCAAGCCGAGGCAGCUCAGAAAAACUUAAGAGGUGCUAUCAUUUCAACAUAUCAAUUAGCAAUUACUAUUGGGCUUCUAGUCUCAAGUGCUGUAGGGCAAGGUACCAGAUCAAGAAAUGAUGCAUCAUCAUAUCGAAUACCUAUUGGUUUACAAUAUAUUUGGUCUUCAGUGUUGGCUAUCGGUAUGUAUUUUUUACCAGAGAGUCCACGUUAUUAUGUGAUGAAGGACGAAAUUAAUAAAGCUGCCAAGGCAUUAGCAUUUCUAAGAGGUAUACCCGUAGAGGAUCCUAGAUUAUUAGAAGAGCUGGUGGAAAUUAAAGCCACGUAUGAUUACGAGGCUUCUUUUGGUAAAGCUACAUUUUUGGACUGUUUUAAAUCUAGUGAGGUUAGACCUAAGCAGGUUCUUAGGAUGAUCACUGGGAUGGGUAUUCAAAUAAUGCAACAAUUCUCGGGUAUUAACUUUAUUUUCUAUUAUGGUGUAAAUUUCUUCAGUUACACAGGUGUUAAAAAUAGUUACAUUGUUUCCUUCAUAACGUAUGCUGUUAACGUCGUAUUUAAUGUUCCUGGUAUGUUUUUCGUGGAAUAUUUUGGUAGACGAAAAGUCUUAUUAUAUGGUGCAAUUGCAAUGACAAUAUCAAAUUAUAUUGUAGCUACUGUAGGGAUUUCUGUGAAAGGUGAUCAGAGUGGGAAAGUUGCAAUUGCUUUCAUAUGUCUUUUUGUUGCGUCAUUCUCUUCAACAUGGGGCGGUAUUGUUUGGGUUGUCUCUGCUGAAUUGUAUCCAUUGGGUGUUAGAUCUAAAUGUACAGCUAUCUGUGUUGCUGUUAACUGGUUAGUCAACUUCAUUUGUGCUUUUAUUACACCUUAUAUUAGUGAUUCUAAAAAUGGUUCUUCUAUUAGUUCCAGUUCAAAGAUUUUCUUCAUUUGGGGUUCUUUAAAUGCUCUAAGUAUAUUUGUUGUUUAUUUUACAGUCUAUGAAACAAGAGGUUUAACAUUGGAAGAGAUAGAUGAACUUUAUAGAAAAUCGCCUACAUGUUUCACAUCGACUGAAUGGAACAAGAAAAUCAGAGAGAGACCACCAACGUAUAAUCAAAAUCUGACUACAAAUCUGUUACAAGAUAUCGAAGCUAUGAAUUCGAAUCAAAACGGUGAAACUGUUGCCACAGGUAUAAAUAUUCCAAUGCAAACAAUCCCUGAGACGAAAGAAACUCAUACUGGUUUUAAUGAAAUUAAUAUGUUCCCCGAUGAGCCGAUUGACAUUGAUCAAUUCCUUAUGUCAAAGAAUGUUAGACCAGCUCAUGUGGUUGAUUCCAAUAAUAAACCACAAGGACAGAUGGAUCUGGAUUCUCUUCGUAGUAACUAUGUCGACUUAGGAAAUGGACUUGGUCUUAAUGCAUAUAAUAGAGGGCCACCUUCUUUCUUAACGGACUCUAGUGAUGACGAUGAUGAUCCUUAUAACGCUGGUGAUAUCGGUUCGUCCUCUAAGAGUGAAAAUGACCCUUCAAAAAAUGAAGCACUAAACAUAUAUAUGGCAAAUUUGAUCGAUAGCUCUUCUAAUACUAGUGCAGGAACAAGUAUUAGCAAUAAUCUUUCUGAAAAUUCAGAAACUCCAUUAUAUUCGUCUUUUAUCAAUCAAAUGAGGCAGCCACCGAGAACAGAUACAAAUACGGUAGGCACCACAAACAACGAUUGGAGUCAAUUCCUUGCCCAAAGAUCAGACAUGUCAUCUCAUGCAGAAUCUCAGGAAUCUCCGACUUAA
Molecule: messenger RNA, 2433 nt
Organism: Maudiozyma barnettii
Lineage: Eukaryota; Fungi; Ascomycota; Saccharomycetes; Saccharomycetales; Saccharomycetaceae
Gene: RGT2
Product: glucose sensor
Exons: 1
Coding region: 1-2433 (810 amino acids)
Biological process (GO): carbohydrate transport; transmembrane transport
Cellular component (GO): membrane
Molecular function (GO): carbohydrate:proton symporter activity
Source: RefSeq, a predicted model, not a curated record